Molecule: messenger RNA, 2613 nt
Organism: Oncorhynchus kisutch (coho salmon)
Lineage: Eukaryota; Metazoa; Chordata; Actinopteri; Salmoniformes; Salmonidae
Product: proto-oncogene tyrosine-protein kinase Src-like
Exons: 13
Coding region: 471-2117 (548 amino acids)
Biological process (GO): protein phosphorylation
Molecular function (GO): protein binding; ATP binding; protein tyrosine kinase activity
Source: RefSeq, a predicted model, not a curated record
AUACAUAUUGUGCUGUCUUGUUUCGUCAGUGAUGCAUAGUGAUCUUGCCUUUUUUCCUUACAGGGUACGGAUAUGUUUUCACUAUAUCUCUCGUAUAUGGCCCCGGGAUUAAUUUCAUAGCCCUAAUUUAUCACUUCGCAUUUCAUUAAGCCUACUUCAUUUUACUGAUAUCCUAAACGGAUGGAUGUCCAUUUCCACCGCCUACUUGCGUUUAUUUUAGCGAAUUGGAUCGCCACCGCAAUCUGAGUUGUGCCCUCUGCUCAAGGCAAUUCCCGUCAUGACCUGUCUAUUCUUUCAAAUUCGCUAAAUGGCAUUUUCCUUCGGUACUAGUGUUCUCAAAGAAGUUAGACAUAAUUCGUUUUCGAAUCCUUUUCAUCAAAUGAAGACUACUGUGGGGAUUUGAUUAGGUUCUUCACGCACUCUUCUGUGCCUUGCGUAAACCUCAAGACGCUUGCUUCAAAGGCCUGCUGAUGGGGGCGGGCAAGAGCAAGCCCAAGGAGCCAGGCCAGCGCUCACUGAGUCUCGAUGGCACCAUUGGCACGGGCUCGGACAGUGGGCACCACCACCACCUCAACUCGACCCAGCAGACCCAGACCCCCAACAGGAGUCCCGCCGUAGGGGGCGCCAGACAUAGCCACCACCCCGGGAAUGCUCCCACCAACACCCCUGAGCUGGCGCUGUUCGGUGGAGUAGACCACGCGGGCAGUAUCACCUCCCCUCACAGAGGACCACUGGCAGGAGGUGUCACUACAUUUGUGGCACUCUAUGACUAUGAAUCACGGACUGCCUCAGACCUGACCUUCAAGAAAGGCGAGCGGCUGCAGAUCAUCAACAACACGAGAAAGUACAGCUUCAGGGAAGGGGACUGGUGGCUGGCUCGGUCUCUGACUACCGGAGAAAGCGGUUACAUCCCCAGCAACUAUGUGGCUCCCUCUGACUCCAUUCAAGCAGAAGAGUGGUAUUUUGGGAAAAUAACUCGGCGCGACUCAGAGAGGCUCCUUUUGAGUUUACAGAACCGACGAGGCACCUUCCUGGUCCGAGAGAGCGAGACCACCAAGGGAGCCUACUGCCUGUCCGUGUUGGACUACGACAACACCAAAGGUCUCAAUGUCAAACAUUACAAGAUACGCAAGCUAGACAGCGGUGGUUUCUACAUCACCUCACGCACCCAGUUCAGCAGCCUGCAGCAGCUGGUCUACCACUAUCAUAAGCAUGCAGAUGGACUGUGCCACUGUCUGACAGAGGUGUGUCCGAUGCUGAAGCCUCAGACCCAGGGCCUGGCCCGCGACGCCUGGGAGAUAUCCCGGGAGUCCCUCCACCUCGACCUCAAACUGGGCCAGGGCUGCUUCGGAGAGGUCUGGAUGGGGACAUGGAAUGGUACAACGCGGGUGGCCAUCAAGACCCUGAAGACGGGUACCAUGUCCCCAGAGGCCUUCCUCCAGGAAGCCCAGGUCAUGAAGAAGCUGAGACACGAGAAACUGGUGCAGCUCUACGCCGUGGUGUCUGAGGAACCCAUCUACAUCGUCACCGAGUACAUGAGCCAAGGUAGCCUGUUGGACUUCCUGAAAGGUGACACGGGCAAGCUGCUACGUCUACCCCAGUUAGUGGAUAUGGCAUCUCAGAUUGCAGCAGGGAUGGCAUACGUAGAGAGAAUGAACUACGUCCACAGAGACCUCAGGGCUGCCAACAUCCUGGUCGGGGACAACCUGGCAUGUAAAGUGGCCGACUUCGGUUUGGCCCGCCUCAUAGAGGACAACGAGUACACUGCUAGACAGGGUGCCAAGUUCCCCAUUAAGUGGACCGCGCCAGAGGCUGCACUCUACGGACGCUUCACCAUCAAGUCAGAUGUCUGGUCAUUCGGGGUCCUGCUCACUGAACUGGCCACUAAAGGCAGAGUCCCAUAUCCAGGCAUGGUGAACCGGGAGGUGUUGGAUCAGGUGGAGCGUGGCUACCGGAUGCCCUGCCCUGCUGAGUGCCCAGCCUCCAUGCACGAGCUCAUGCUCACCUGCUGGAGGAAGGACGCAGAGGAGCGGCCCACCUUCGAGUACCUGCAGGGCUUCCUGGAGGACUACUUCACCUCCACUGAGCCCCAGUACCAGCCUGGGGAGAACCUAUAAGGCUCAGGGACAUCAGGGACAUUUGCCUGGAAUCCGUUCAAAGUUUUCCCAACGUGUGCACUUGUGCACUACCUGUCAAGCAUUGGAUUAGUGUAAGCAUUGGCUGUACUAGAGGAAGUCUCCCUCAUUGUUGAAAUCCGCCCUCAUUGUUGAAAUCCUCAAGGUUGAGUGUGCAAGUGCACACUUGCAAGUUUGGAGAAAUUAGAAGCAGCCAUAGCAUCUGACCUCUCCACCUCCUCUCCUCUUGCAGAGCGCUGCCAACGUGGCACCGGUGCCGAAGGAACAUCCGUCUGUUUUUCCUCUCUCUUGUGCAUACCAAAUGGCUCGCUAUUACCUACAUACAUGUAGUGCACUACUUUUGACCAGAGACCUAUGGGAAUAGGGUCAGAAACAGGACCCUAGGGCUCAGGUCAAAAAUUGUGCACUAUGUAGAGAAUAGGAAGCCAUUAGGGAUGUAACUUCUGUCUUUCUCUCUCCUCUCUCUCUCUCUCUCUCU